Molecule: messenger RNA, 1277 nt
Organism: Zeugodacus cucurbitae (melon fly)
Lineage: Eukaryota; Metazoa; Arthropoda; Insecta; Diptera; Tephritidae
Product: thyrotroph embryonic factor
Exons: 3
Coding region: 392-1183 (263 amino acids)
Biological process (GO): regulation of transcription by RNA polymerase II
Cellular component (GO): nucleus
Molecular function (GO): RNA polymerase II cis-regulatory region sequence-specific DNA binding; DNA-binding transcription factor activity, RNA polymerase II-specific
Source: RefSeq, a predicted model, not a curated record
ACUAAGUUCCGAGACAACUAAUAAAUUUACUUAUAAGAUUAUUUAAUAUUGCGUUGUAAAUGGAUUCAAACGAACAACAAGCUCACAGGACGAGCGCAGAGUUGUCGAUUCACCAUGAGUUGUAACUUGAGCUUCACUCACGAAUUCCUGAUAACAUUAGCACAGGUUACAGGUGACAAAUUCUCAGGAAGAGUGUAGUGGAGACACAUACAAAUCUACAGAAAUAAUUGCAAAACGCAACAAAUUAACUAGGCGGUCCUUUAGAAAGCAUUAUAAUGGCGACUGAUGUUUCAAUUAUUAGACGUAAUAAAAAAUGUAUAUAUUUGUGAACGACGUUUCGGUUACGUAGACCCCACUAUUCGAUGCAUCGGAGCGACAGAUAUGUUUACUUAUGUUUAGAGGAGAUAAUUUUUGCAAAGAUCCGCAAAGUUAUUACAACAUGACGAAGCACAUUAGUGAUACCAACAUCAACGCUGCAAUUUCGGCCUCCACUCCACCCAAGUCACCGCUAUUGGAUAUUAUUGAACCGUUAUCGAUGGCUGACUCCACAGACUCACUCGAUGUUGAGACCCAUAUAGAUAGCAGUAAAUACGAUGACAAUGAACAAAGUGCGAAAAUGCAGGCCGCUUCUUUAACAACCUCAAUCGACAACGACUUCGCUCUUAUACCCACAACAGCAACAACACAAGCGCUGUGUAGCAAUCCCAGCUUGCCAUUACCGUUACCUACACUUGGCAUGUUACCCAUUAACGGUGCUACAUUGGCAGUGAGUAAACCAACUUUACCCGCUUUCGAAUAUAUUUCUCCCACAAAUCACGCGCUCAGCAUUGCCGACUUUCCGCUAAUGGAACUAAAUAGAGUGGGCGUAUUUCCAGCGUUUCUGCAUCGACGUUCACGCGGUGAAAAGCGUCCCAUACCGGACGAGCAAAAAGACGAGAAGUACUAUGAAAGACGUAAGCGUAACAAUGAGGCAGCAAAAAAAUCACGUGAUGCCCGCAAAAUACGCGAAGAUCGUAUUGCAUUCCGAGCCGCUCUACUCGAGCAAGAGAACUCGAUUUUACGCGCACAAGUCAUGGCACUACGCGAUGAAUUGCAAACUAUGCGACGGCUCAUUGGUUCGGGCUCAACGACUGCAACAGCCACUGUUUUGGGAACUGGUAACCGGGGCCUAAUAGCGUUAUAAAUAUUUAAGUAAAUUAUUAAGCACUUUGUAAAUAAAAUAUUUAAGAUUAACUUAAAAUGUUAUUGUUAAAAGAAAAUAAAGAUACGUUUUAAAA